AUGGAACUGAUUCUUGGAAGGGUGGUGAGAAUGGCGUGGGGGCUGCAGCGGCUGGAGACAUUCAAGACCAGGAUUCUGGAUUAUUCGGCCUCCGAUGCAAAUCUAGAGGACGAGCGCUUAACUGGGUCGUCGAAGUAUCCAAGCCCCGACACCAAGGUUCACAUCGGAACCCCGUUAGCGCGGACGGGUAAACAUGCACCACGGUAUCGAGAGCAAGCGAAGCGCACCACUGCGCAGGUCAACUCAAUUCUGGGAUUGUCAGCAGAACCGACGGAAUAUGACUACGAGACGAUCAAGCCCAAAGAUGACAGCGAUGAGGCCAUGAGCAGCGACCUAACCUAUGGUGAGGGUCUGAUAUGGGGGCAAGGUCAGUGGCCCCCUUUGGGAAGCUUCGCAAGUCAGUGCGCAGAAGCGGCCGGAUUCGUGCUCUCUGUUGUCUUCGGCUGCUCACGCCACUUCCACGGCCAAGCCCUGAGCGGUUCCACACCUUCCACUGUGCUUGACCCUGCUGUUGAAGCAUCCGAGGGGGAUGGUAUAAGAAAGAUAGCCAGCCGAUCGUGUUGUAUCACAUUGACUGUAUUAUAGUAUCUUAGUACUAGUGUAAAAUUGUCAGCCUUCACAAUCAACACUAUACAGUUCAUAUUUGUACUUAGCUAGUGAUCCUUUGCACCAUAUGACGCUUCUCUCCUAGUAGGAGAGGAAAUAGAAGUCAGGAACGCAACGGAGACAAUUAAUUAAUGGAGUGGGGCGAUGCUGCAUGAAAGGGAC
This is a messenger RNA of Aspergillus welwitschiae, 768 nucleotides long. RefSeq lists its product as uncharacterized. The coding region runs from base 1 to 585 and encodes 194 amino acids. The record is from RefSeq and is a predicted model, not a curated record. Lineage: Eukaryota; Fungi; Ascomycota; Eurotiomycetes; Eurotiales; Aspergillaceae. The transcript is spliced from 3 exons.